Paramisgurnus dabryanus is the source of this 1539-nucleotide messenger RNA. NCBI's taxonomy places the organism in Eukaryota, Metazoa, Chordata, Actinopteri, Cypriniformes, Cobitidae. The record is from RefSeq and is a predicted model, not a curated record.
AGGUAAAUGGUCGUAUUUCCAUCUCGAGAGAAUUAUUUUUCUUCUUGUCAUCUUUGACCCAAAUAUACAGCAGAUGACUUCAUGAAUUUCCUACAGUGUUUAUCCUCCUUCCUAAAUUGACACCAAUCCGGUUCUGCUAUGACUGAGGGUGUGGACCUUAGCCGAAAGUUUGUUUCAGAAUCCGAACUAGACGAGAAAAGAAAGAAGAGGCAGGAAGAAUGGGAGAAGGUCCGCAAUCCAGACGACCCAGAGGAGGCCCCGGAGGAAGAGUACGACCCUCGAUCUCUGUUCGAGAGGCUACAAGAGCAGAAAGACAAGAAACAGGAGGAAUUUGAGGAGCAGUUUAAAUUCAAAAACAUGGUUAAAGGUCUGGAUGAAGAUGAGACCAGCUUUCUCGACGAGGUGUCACGGCAGCAGUCUCUAAUAGAGAAACGCAGGCGGGAUGAGGAUGCACGGGAAAUAAAUGAAUACAGGAGGUCUCUCCAGAAGCUGGCAAACAACGAGAGCAACAAAAAGGAACCAGAGAAGAAAGCAGGACCCAAGCCAUCAGAAAACAAGACCAGUCAUCUCUCUCAGGCCCACCUGCUGGCUGGAGCGGUUAAACGACGCAGUUCGUCCCAGUCUUCAGAGGGAAGUAAAAAGCUGAAAACAGAAGAUACAGUAGCUGGAAAUGGCAGUCAGACGGAGCAGGAGGUGGUUGAGCCCAAAUCUCCCAGCGCCGGCAUGACCCGCUCAGGCGUUCUCCACCUGCCCUCCGCCGCUGUAUGCGUGGGCAUCCUUCCAGGACUCGGCGCCUACUCGGGCAGCAGCGACUCUGAGUCCAGCAGCGAUAGCGAAGGUAGCGUGGACGAGAUUGGCUCUCCCAUAAAGCGCCACAGGCUCUUCAGAUAGACACACUACAUUUACUCACUAUCACCACCUGUGCUGCCCAAAGGCUCGGGUUCGGCCCGCUUGCCUUCUCAGAAUUGUGGGGCACAAAUUAUUACCUAAAGUGAUUUAGCUCUGUCAGCCCGAUACUGUGUUGAAAUUUUUGAUUAUAUGUGUUUGAUUAUAUGCUGAUGUUUAUUAAAAGCUUGUGUAGAGUUAACUUCAAUUGUGGUUGUUGAUGUCUUGUGCUCUCAAAACAUGACCCUUCCCCAUCCUCCUCAUAUUAUUACAUUCCAUACAGUUUAAACCUCUGGCAGCUUAACCCGGUGACGCACCUACCCACCUUCUCAUCCACCCCUGCGGCUUCUUCAGAGUCAAUGGGACACUGAAUGACUGACAGCUGUGGAUCAAGAAGACUGCUUAAAUAAAGCAUUUACACCAUAUCAUCACAGGACAAAUCAGACGUUAUAUGGGCAGUGCUUGUUUGAAGAUGUUUCAAGGUCCUGACUGAGUUUUAAGUUUGACUUAUUUUUUUUAACGAUAUGCUGCAAUGCAAAAAAAAAAAUGCUGGAAUUUUCAUUAACUGUGCCCUGUGAAGAUAUGAAACCGUGUGUGCUGGUUCUGAGAAUAACCAGUGAAGUGAGAUUGAAAAAUAAAGAUGUUUCUCAUGUA